UCAUCCCCACUUCAGCCACUCCCCCGGUCUCCGGCAGUUUCUGAAUCAUCCCCACUUCAGCCAUUCCCCCGGUCUCCGGCAGUUUAUGAGUCAUCCCCAAUUCAGCCGUUGCCCCGAUACUCUGCAAUAAUGUAUGGAUCAUCCCCGCUGCAACAGGAGCCCUGCUCGCCUGCGUUAUCUCCUAUCCAUCAUUUAGCGUCAUCAUCUGGUCGUUUAGAGUCAGACACAAGUAAAUCGUUGAACGAUGUGUUUGCUUUCAAUGAGCCUGACACACCAUACUCCCCUGUCAUUCUCUCUCCUCGAAAUCAGCAUCAAGAAGACGACGACGCGUCCAGUAAAAGUUCAACCGCCAGCGAAGCCACUCAAAAUUUCUCAGACUCAGAUAUGGAAUCAACUUAUUCAGACAAUCUAGACAGCUCGUACUUUACAGAACCUCAAGUUCGGCCUAAACCCUUGAACACUAAUACUAAAGGGGAGGAGAAGAGAAGCAAACUUCUCUCACGGGCAAUACAUUCCUCUGCGUUAAGAAAGGUCGCUGCGUUGGAACCCUGUUGUAAGAAGAAGUGUUCUGACGGAUAUUCAAGAUCAACGAUUAAGGAUAAAAGGACGGACUACUUCAGUGCACCGUCACGAAAUGAAUGGAUAAAACAAAAACUCGGGAGCUUUCAGGUCGGGAGUGACAAACGGGCAUUCCAGUUCAAGGUAAACGGUUCUGAGGUGUGUAGAGAGGCGUGGUGUCGAAUUUAUGGCAUCAAUAAAAACACAUACUACAGGGAACUGAACAACUUCAGGAUGGGGCUGGAGUGGGCGGGACUACGACAGGGAAGAUCUUUGUCCAGUAAGUGUAUAAGCAUUUCCGUCUGGUUUGGGCACUAUGUCGCGAUUCAUGGGGACAAAAUGCCGCAUAAGGAAGAGAUAUGGCUGCCGUAUAACACCAGAAAGGUUGACAUCUUCAACAAAUACGCAGAAGAUUGUGAGGAUCGCUCAGAGCCGUACUGCUGUUUACAGUCCUUUCUCAACAUGUGGAAGACCUUCUAUCCUCACGUCGCCAUAAAGAAGUGCAGUCUCUUUACAAAGUGCACGAUCUGUGUACGUCUGGGGCGGGACCUCGCAAAAACAAGGGACCCUGUGAAGAGAAGGAAAAUCAAGUUGAAGAGACAGGAGCACGAUGCAAGACAAAUGGCUGAGCGACUCGCGUACUAUCAGCGGCGGGAAGCGGCCAGGCAGGAGCCUGACAAGUACCUCAGUCUGAUCAUCGAUGGAAUGGACCAGGCCAAGACGUACUUACCGCAUUUCGUUGGAGACAAGUCAAAGGACCUAACUACUGCAGAUCUGAUGAAAGUGCAUGUAUCAGGAAUAAUAAGCCACGGUCACGGACUGCGAGCCACCUACGUCGAUUUCUUUGAGUACAGUCAUGACUCAAACCUGACCUUGAAUCUGCUGUUGAAGCUACUCGCAAAACUUUCGACGGGAAGCCAGUUGCCUCCCAUUCUUUUUAUCCAAGCGGAUAACUGCUACAGGGAAAACAAGAACAAAUUUAUGUUGGCGUUCCUGGACCUGUUGGUGCACAAGAGGAUAUUUCGCGAGAUACAGCUGUCCUUCCUGAUGGUUGGACAUACGCACGAAGACAUCGAUCAGAUGUUUAGCCGAGUGGCCGACAAACUCCGCCAUCAGGAGGCCCACACCCCUGAACAACUGAUAAACAUGAUGCCAGAGUGUAGCAGGCUUAGGGGGCUUUAUAAUAUCCGCGACUGGCUUAAGCCUUCUGUUUCGAUGAUAAAGGGACAAUCCCAGCCGGGCCAGUUCCGAUUUCGUUUAAGUAAGGAUGACCCUGAUAGUGUAGAUAUGUUCUAUAGGAAGGGACAGGGUCAAGAUUGGAAAAAACUGAAAACUGGAAUGUUCAAAAGGUCCAAAGAAUCUGGGAAACCUAUUCGGCCAAAAGGAAUUCCCAAAAUCAUCCCUGUAUCAUUUGAUAACAGGAACAUAAACGCACAGAAGCUUAUCAACGAGCAACUGCCUAAGUGGGCCCCGUAUCUUGGUUGUGACCAAGAACAUUAUAUGUGGGAGCAGCACCUGAAACAGAUGGUCAAGGCAGGCAGUAGCGCUAUUGAAAUGGCGAAGUACUCUAAAGUCGGAACCAUGUGGGCCCUACCCAAGCUCCCGAAGUACCCAGAGGAAAGCGUGGAUGAAGAACCAGCGGUGCCUGAUGACCUGAGAAGGCUACUGGAAAAAGAACAAGAAAACCCUGAGAUCACAGUAUCGGGAGCAAGCGCUGCAGCACCAAGAACCACUACAAGGAGGGCACGCAGAAGGCUUGUGGAUUGAGAGUUGUGACGGACAAACCGCCUAACUGUAGCUACGUCUCUACUGUGUUGUUUUAGUAUAGAGUGACCCGGUUGGGAACAUCUGUAGCCAUUGCAUUAUGUUUUUUUGUUGUUGUUUUUUUUAUUUAGAAAAAAAGCAUGUCCAGAAAUGCGGCACUGUCAUAUAUAUACUGUCAUAUAUACUGUCAAUCAACACCAUGAAGUUAGUAAUGCUAUCAUGGAGGAAUACGUUGCGCCAACAUUCUAUCUCAGUAUGUCAGAAAGUGUUGUGACAUCUAUUUUUGCUUGUCGGAUGUGUGUAUCGUGUACGUACAUACAUAUUUCCGCCACCCUUAUCGAUUUGUAAAACUGUUUUUGCUUCACUGAUAGACAUCACCUUUUUCUACAUUCAAGUAGUUUCUGUACACAGUUAAGGCGACGUUUAGGAUUGGAAGCUAAAUGUACGUAGCUUUGUUGUUGACCUUUGUGACAAUCCCCACCAGUCCCCUGGGCCCAGGUUCUAGCAGGGCAAACGUGUUCACCACGAUAAGAUAGCAUUUGUUUUCUCUUGCUCAGUUUAAUAUAUAACUAAGGCAUCGAUCCGUUUUAAACUGUUUGGAUUGAUAACGCAUUUGGUGUAUUCCUUAAACUCUCUUAUUUUUUUUAAUAUUUUUUUGCUGUUGUUGGGGAUAAACCUUGUAUCCAUUUCUCAAUCAAUUGAAGUUUUUAGGAGUGAAACUACUUACUAGUAUUGCACAGUAACAAGGCAAUUUAUGCAACAGAUAGUCCUACACCAUGAUAUUGAAGACAAGUCUGUAAUAAAUUUAUCGCCCGACGUCGUAUGCAGAUAACGUGUGCUUUCACUUUUUCCAGUUGAUUGUUCCUCUCAACCUAACACACACACACACACACACACACACACACACACA
Branchiostoma belcheri (Belcher's lancelet) is the source of this 3232-nucleotide messenger RNA. RefSeq lists its product as uncharacterized. The record is from RefSeq and is a predicted model, not a curated record. Bases 130 to 2325 code for a protein of 731 amino acids. The transcript has 10 exons. NCBI's taxonomy places the organism in Eukaryota, Metazoa, Chordata, Leptocardii, Amphioxiformes, Branchiostomatidae.